Ceutorhynchus assimilis (cabbage seed weevil) is the source of this 1572-nucleotide messenger RNA. NCBI's taxonomy places the organism in Eukaryota, Metazoa, Arthropoda, Insecta, Coleoptera, Curculionidae. The record is from the annotation of a GenBank genome assembly.
GCGCAUUACACAUCACACCACACAACAACAACUACAAACAAGUGAACAACACCGGCUAGGUAACCUUUAGUUUACCACCACCCACAACUAAUAAUAAAAUUUUAUUUUUCUAAUAAUUAUUGAAGUUGAAUCUCGAUAAUGUCUGAACGUAUUAUUCCAAUUGAAAUUGAAAAUGACGAUCCGAGCUCCCAACGCGAAACCCAGGGCGAAACCAUUCCAACAGUAAACGAAAACGAUGAACAACAACAAAGCCAGUUGUCCACGACCACACCAUCAUCUGAAUGUGAAUCUGCGGUACAAACCCAGGGCGAAACCAUUCCAACAGUAAACGAAAACGAUGAACAACAACAAAGCCAGUUGUCCACGACCACACCAUCAUCUGAAUCUGAAUCUGCGGUACCACUACCAGAACCGACUAAUCCAGUGGAAUCUGACACACCCUCGGACACACCUGGACCAUCCAGUACCACGACAAAAGUCAAAGUUAAAUCUGCUGCAGUAUCACCAAAAGACGAGGGUGAAUAUGAAUACCUAAAGAACUUCGACCAGCUUGAAGGAAGGGACAUUGAAGCAAUUAUGCAAAAAUACAGUCUACCAAACCGUGACAUCCUUGAAAAAAUAAUUUUGGUAAUUGAUAGCGCUCAAGAUGAAAACUUUACACCGUUUAUUGCAAGGAAUCAAAAAUACACACCUUUAAGUAUGGUUAAAAGGGCCAUCUCCAUCCUUAUUAAAUUAAAAUUGAAUAUAAAUCCUCAUCACGAGUUUGCUAUAAUAAUAAUGAAGAAAAAUGAUGCUGAGGUACUUUCCGAAUUUACAAAUAAUUAUAAUAACCUCAUUGAAUGCCUAGAUGAAAUUUCUGAAUGUGAAACUGAAGACAUUUUUGACUUGAACACUGUAUUUUCCAAAUUGCAAGACAUAGGUGUGCCUCCGUCUGGGCCAAGCCCUCUAAAACCAGGAUUAGAACCACCAUACAUUUUACGUACUGUAUUUUUCUAUGGCAGAUCUUUUACUUUGCCCCAAAUCACAAUGGAUGAAAACUUGGAAGCACUUUUCAUAAAUCCUUACUUUUUUUGUGAUGUCAUGAUGACCCACGAAGUGAUGGAAACAAGUAAUAAUUGUCAGAAAAUAUUUGAUGUAUUGCAAAAUUUGGAUAAAAAAGGUAUUGGAUAUUUCUUUCCUGUUGGUAGGGAUCUGAGAAGAAUGCAUAAGUGUAUUGGAAGACUUGUGGCCCAUCCUUUGCAGCGGCCUAUCCAAAAACUUAUCAGGAAUUGAUUAUUUUUCAUUAUAUUUAUUAUAUCUAGCUCUUAUUUUGAUUUCUUUUUCCCAUUUUCAAUAGAGUUGAUUUUUUUUAUAUUCUUAUUAGUUUUAUAGGUACUUUACACUUUACCCUGAAAAAUUUUGUAUUAUGCUGUCAAGAAGAGACAGCUGAGUAAAUUGUAAAUAAAAAUGUGCUAAAUGCUGGAGAACAUUUUAUUUACAAUCCCACGACCCUCAAAGCUCUGCGCUCUACCUCUUCAAUCUGUUGUUUAACCACAGCAUAUACAAAAACAAUCCAAAUCGGCUCUACCCUUG